AUGACGACGUAUAUGAAGCUGGUGAAGGGCGCGACCAAGAUCAAGAUGGCGCCGCCCAAGCAGAAGUACAUCGAGCCGAUCAUAUUGGGCACGGCAGACCCUGGGGAGUUCCGCGAGGUGGUGCGGGCACUCGAGACGAGGAUCUCGGACACCGCCUGGACGGUGGUGUACAAGACGCUGAUCGUGGUGCACCUGAUGAUACGGGAGGGCGACCGGAACGUGGCGAUCCGGUAUUUUUCAACACAUCUUUCGUUCUUUGAGCUGAGCGAGAUCGAGCGGGCGGGCCGAUGGGCGUCCGCGGACUUGCGAGCGCUGGAGCGGUACGACAGGUACCUGCUGACGCGAUGCGAGGAGUUCGAGGCGACCGGGGUCGACUACGUGCGGGAGGGAUACUCGGGCCUGAAGUCGGUGGCCGGGUCGGGCGGCGUGCGGCGCGCGCUCGAUCACGUGGGGUCGCUGGAAACGCAGAUUCAGGCCCUGAUCAGGAACCGGUACUCGCAGGCGGACCUGUCGAACGAGCUGCUGCUGUGCGGGUUCCGGCUGCUGGUGCAGGAUCUGCUGUCGCUGUACAAGUGUCUGAACGAGGGGAUCAUCACGCUGCUCGAGGCGUUCUUCGAGCUUACGCGGGCGGACGCGCAGCGAACGCUCGAGCUGUACAAGGCGUUUGUCGGGCUCACGGACGACGUGGUCAAGUACCUCAAGUCGGGCAAGGCGGUCGGCAUGAAGAUCCCCGUGAUCAAACACAUCACCACAAAGCUUAUCCGGUCGCUGGAGGAGCACCUGCGCGAGGACGAGAAGACGCACAUCACUUUCAGCAAGGACGCGCCCGAGUCCGGCACGUCGAUCGCGCAGAAGAAGCUCGAGCAGAUAAGGAAACAGAAGAAACUGCUGGAACAGCAGUUGCAGAACCAGCAGUUGCUCGUGUCGCCAACGGUGCAACAGCAGCCGUACAACCCGUUUGGCGCGCAGCAGGCGGACACCUUCACGUUCGAGCAGCAGCCCACGGGCAACCCGUUCCUGAACGCGAACGGCGUGCCGCAGCAGGCGACCGGUUUCUACUCCACAAACCAGGUGACCCCCGCCUUCACGGGCGCCGGGUUCGGAGGCUACUCGAACACCCAGAACCUGCACCCCUCGCGAACCGGCUCCAACAACCCGUUCACCGCAGAGACGCCGCACGAUCUGCUGAACCCGUUCACACAACCCAAUCUUCCGCAGCAGCCGCAGCCGCAGCCACAGAUACAAAAUCCCUUCCAGCAGCCGCAGCCACUCAUGCCCUCGCAGACGGCACCCAGUCUCGUGCCCGCCUCGAACUUCGACACAACGGCCUACAACCAACUGGGCAUGGUACAGCAGGGCACCGGGUACAACCCGUUCCAGCUGCAGCAGAUCCAGCAGCAACAGCUGCAAGCGCAGCAGCAGAUGCAGAUACAGCAGCAACACCACCAGCAGCAGCAGCAGCAACAAAUGUACAACCAAAAUCCUAAUCUCAUCGACAUAUAA
Molecule: messenger RNA, 1503 nt
Organism: Torulaspora globosa
Lineage: Eukaryota; Fungi; Ascomycota; Saccharomycetes; Saccharomycetales; Saccharomycetaceae
Product: Yap1802p
Exons: 1
Coding region: 1-1503 (500 amino acids)
Biological process (GO): clathrin coat assembly; clathrin-dependent endocytosis; vesicle budding from membrane
Cellular component (GO): clathrin-coated vesicle; clathrin-coated pit
Molecular function (GO): phosphatidylinositol-4,5-bisphosphate binding; SNARE binding; clathrin heavy chain binding
Source: RefSeq, a predicted model, not a curated record